Drosophila mauritiana is the source of this 2940-nucleotide messenger RNA. RefSeq lists its product as uncharacterized. The record is from RefSeq and is a predicted model, not a curated record. Bases 86 to 2716 code for a protein of 876 amino acids. NCBI's taxonomy places the organism in Eukaryota, Metazoa, Arthropoda, Insecta, Diptera, Drosophilidae. The transcript has 13 exons.
AGUGGCGGCGCAAUGCGGUCACAUUCUUACCGCGAGAUCUUAAAAUCACGCUUUGAGGUGGUUUUUUGAAAAUUAAGUGGUAAAUAUGCACCGAAUACCAUUGUAUAUGGCGUCGGAGCCUCGACCCGAGGCCUCUGAAUAUAUCACGAUGUCCGAGGUCAUGUGUCCACGUAACCUGAUAGAAUGCGAGCUGUUCUUGAAGAUACUGCGCAAAACAACCGACACAGUUUUUCUCAAUUUUUCUGAAGUUGCUGAAAGUUGUCUCAACAUUUCCAAGAAGUGUAUGAAUAUGAAAAGUCCUACAGUGUUGAAGAUGACUUUGCAGAGUCUGGACGAAAUUAUAUGCCGCGCACCCAGCGCCUCCCCUACAUGCGUGGAUGCUAUUAUGGCCAGAAGUGUUCUCUGCAUAAAAAAUAACCAGAAUGCGACCGCAUGCAAUGAUUUACUUUAUUACGAAUCUUUGGAUCCAGCUCUCAAGACAGCGGAGGGAACGAUAAUCUCACAGAUACUUCACUGUAUAUGCCUUUUUGUGAAUCGGGAGUAUGAAGCAUCGAAAGAUAAACUUUCGGUUGUAAAAGGCCUCAUUGAAAAUGGGACACUAGCCGAUCAAAGUGAAGUCAGUCCUUUUCUAGCUCUUAUAGAACAACAUGAAGAGAGAAUUAACCAAGCUAGAAAAAAUGUUGAGUUUUGCAAGAAAGUUCAAACCCAGGACUUUGCGCCUUUUAAGGGUUUUAAGCUUACUCGGAAAAUUCCGUUUGCCAGCCAAGCUUGUGAUUAUUUCGAAAAAUCCAUUGAGAAAUCUGGCGGAGUUUUCGCUUCAUGCGAUGUACCUAAAGGGGAAAUUGUUCUUGUGGAGAAUCCUGUGUACUUUCAGUUUAGUGCCCCAUUUCUGAACUGCGAGUUGUGUGGAGUGCAUCAGCAACAGCUGUACACCUGUGAUAACUGUCGUUAUAGAUCCUAUUGCUCAAUGUCGUGUAUGAAAUCAGAUGCAGAAGUCCACCAAUACGAGUGCACUGGAUAUAAAAUUGGACUUAUCCCAAUGCUAGAGGCUAACAUGCUGUUUCGAUUGUUUUGCGAAGCAGGAGAAUAUAUUCUUCCGGCUUUAGUGGAUUAUGCGAUGGAUGGCGGAAUAUUAAGCAAUCCCCGAGAUGCUUGGACCUUUAUACAGGAGCAUGCCCAGGAAGAGGAGAAAACUUAUAAUCUUGUUGGAGAACUCCUUGCUACAGCUCCAGAUUAUAACCUGCUGACAAGGGAAAAGUAUACAGAAAUCGUAACAACGGCAUUUCGUUUGUCGGUUUUCAUUUACAAUGACACCCGCCUCGCAGAGAAAUAUUUUUAUUUGCUGCCUCUUAUGAAAACAGACUUAAUUAAUGUAAUGGCAGCUAUACUUUUACGGUUGGGUGGCCACGUUCUAUUGAAUUCCCAGCGAGAUAACUUAUGCUACACACAACGCGAAUGUUUUGAUGCCAUGAAUGAAAAUAAUAAUGAAUUCGAAAAUUGUGGUAUUCUUCCGAUGCCAACUGAUCGUAUAAGCGCAAAUGCAUUCAGUUACUAUGGAGUUAAUGCGAUUACAGAUUUCGUAGACUGCUAUAACAACGUUCACGAUAGUAUAGCUGAGGUCGAACAUGAGUACCCAGAGAAGUUCUCAAAUGAUAGUCCGAUAUUUCGGUUUGCUGAUAGGCUACAUUCUAUUUGCAUUCAAAAAUAUGAGAUUGAAGCUGUGGAAGAUCUCGUAAGUGCAGAGACCUUUCCCGAACACGAUUUAAACGAAAUUCUUCAAAUUUUUAACACAUCACAACGCUGCCAGCUGUUGACGAAUAUUGCUAAAUAUUUUCAGCAAUUUGUUUAUCAAUAUUUUCACAAAAUAGAAAGUACCCUCCAACUAAAAUCUACGCUUUGUGUUACAUUAAAAGCUUUUAGGCAGAAUUGUGGGACAAAAAAUAUUAAAGCCAUAUUCUUACCAAAUGGAAAAGUCGUUGGAGUGACAGCUAAAAAUGUCCAUAAAGGCGAGGAAUUAGUGCUAUGCCCUGAUUUUGCUAGGCUUCGUGAUCAAAACAGAAUAUUGGAUUUAGCACGAAGCGAAUAUUUUAGUUUUUCGACAAGUAUUGAAAACGAAAAUAAAAAUCCUGAGAAAAUGCCUUCCCCAGAGUUUGUGCGACACAAUAAAGCCUUCAUCGCCGCUAUUAAGGAGAACCUUUCAGCUUGGAUAGAGUCUCGACUAGAUGCAAAUCUGCAACUUCAUUUGACCAUCUUAUACGGUACGUACAAUAGUUUUCUCGCCUUGCAUUGCGAAGAAAAGGACGAGACACGUUUUCUGGGAGUACUUAAGUUUUCGAUGUUUCUAGCAUUAAAUGGCUUUUUACAACACUCUACCGAUAAUAUUGUGCACUUCGUUGAGCAAACUGAAACGGAUGAUAUUCAUUUUAAAAAUAUCGAAAUUUAUCGUCAAAGCCUUUGUGUAAUCAGAUGCAUUAUGGAACAAUAUAUUAAUAUAAUGGUGGAUCGUCCAGAAGUCGACUCGGAUUAUCCCAAAAUGGUUCUUGUAAGCUCUUCCUUUAUUUUAAAAAGACUGCAGAUUCACACGGAAGCUUUAAUUGAUGAUGAAGAGGCUUCAUCUUUAUACAUGGAAUAUUGUACGCAUCAUUAUAAAUGGAAGACAAUCUUUAAUUCAUUUUUGACUAUGCCAUCAGACCUUAAAAACUUUUUGGUAAAAUAGAAGAAGUGAAUUAACUAUUUCCAAUUAUUUUAAUGCGAAUGGAGUUUUUGUUUAUAUGUUAUAAGCUUUAUGUUUAAUAUAAUCCUGUUAACUCUUGGAUAAGGAAACAGAAAAACAUUCCAGUUAAUUAAUUUGUGUUUCAGACAGCCAAACUAUUUUUAUAAGCUUAGAAUUUAACAUAUGUUACACGCAUAUCUAUGUAAGAAGCGCUCUUCAGUUAUUCA